AUGUCUUUCCCUCAAGAACCAGAAUUUCAACAGGCCUACGAAGAAGUCGUCUCUUCCUUGCAAGACUCGACUUUGUUCGAAAAAGAACCUAAAUACAAGAAGGUAUUGCCAGUGGUGUCAGUUCCUGAAAGAAUCAUCCAAUUCAGAGUGGCCUGGGAAAAUGACAGCGGCGAACAGGAAGUCGCUACCGGUUACAGAGUGCAGUACAACUCUGCCAAGGGUCCAUACAAAGGUGGUCUACGUUUCCACCCUACUGUGAACUUGUCGAUCCUGAAAUUUUUGGGUUUCGAACAGAUCUUCAAAAACGCCUUGACUGGCCAGGCCCUAGGUGGUGGUAAAGGUGGUCUGUGUGUUGACUUGAAGGGCAGAUCCAACAACGAAAUCAGAAGAAUUUGCUACUCGUUCAUGAGAGAGCUAAGCAGACACAUCGGACAAGACACCGACGUCCCAGCCGGUGACAUCGGUGUGGGUGGUCGUGAGGUCGGCUACUUGUUCGGUGCCUACAAGUCCUACAAGAACUCUUGGGAAGGUGUCUUGACCGGUAAAGGUCUAAACUGGGGUGGUUCUUUGAUCAGACCUGAAGCCACCGGUUACGGUUUGGUGUACUACACCCAGGCCAUGAUCGACUUUGCCACCAGAGGCAAGGAGUCUUUCGCUGGUAAGCGUGUUGCUAUCUCCGGGUCUGGUAACGUGGCCCAGUACGCUGCUUUGAAGGUCAUCGAGCUUGGCGGUACCGUCUUGUCGCUAUCUGACUCCAAGGGUGCCAUUGUCACCGAAUCCGGUAUCACUGCUGAGCAGAUUGAUGCCAUCAUCGGUGCCAAGGUCCAGUUCAAGACCUUGGAACAAAUCAUCGGUGAAUACUCCGCUUUCUCUUCCAGCCAGGUGAAAUACAUCGCUGGUGCUCGUCCAUGGACUCACGUCGGCAAGGUCGACGUUGCUUUGCCAUGUGCCACUCAGAACGAAGUUUCCGGCGACGAAGCUAAGGCCUUGGUUGCUGCUGGUGUUAAGUUUGUUGCUGAAGGGUCCAACAUGGGUUGCACAGCUGAAGCUGCUCACAUUUUCGAAGGUGAACGUGCUGCCAGCACUUCUUCUCCUGCCGUCUGGUACGCUCCAGGUAAGGCCUCCAACAUGGGUGGUGUCGCCGUUUCCGGUCUUGAAAUGGCCCAGAACUCUCAAAGAAUGUCCUGGACUAGAGAACAAGUUGACCAAGAACUUAAGAAGAUUAUGGUCAACUGUUUCAACGACUGUUUGGAGACUGCCCGUGAGUACACAAAUGAGAGCAACACUGAAGCUCUGCCAUCCUUGAUCAAGGGUGCUAACUUGGUGGGUUUCAUUAGAGUCGCUGACGCUAUGUUCGACCAAGGUGAUGUCUUCUAA
This is a messenger RNA of Lachancea sp. 'fantastica', 1377 nucleotides long. NCBI's taxonomy places the organism in Eukaryota, Fungi, Ascomycota, Saccharomycetes, Saccharomycetales, Saccharomycetaceae. The record is from the annotation of a GenBank genome assembly.